GCCUUGCAUGCACUUUCUGUAUCUAAGCUAAAACUGCUUCUACAACAACUUUUUUUUUCUUAAAACGGAACAACAGUAGAGCUGUGUAAGGGUCGUUUGGUUUGCGGAUUAGAAAGCAAUUUUCGAGGUGGAACUCCAACAUCAUGGGAAACUGCAUGGAGACAUGUGCGCAGAAGCAGCAAGAGGAGGAUCAAAUGCAGCAGAUGCAGAAGCAGGAAGGAGAUGAGAUUAGGUUUGGGAAGGAAGGCAUCAAUUCAGGGAAAGAUGGAAAAUCGAGGGUAAAGAUUGUGCUGACGAAAGAAGAGUUGGAGAUGUUGAUGCUUCAGCUGCAAGACAAAGGAGGGAAGAAGUGCUUAGAAGAAGUAUUGGAGGAGAUCCAGAAAGGCAGAGGCAAAUUAGUACUAGUUGAAGAAGCUUGGAAGCCUUCUUUGGACAGUAUCAUGGAAUGCCCUGAAUUAAUUGAAGAUAUGGAUAGAUAGCACUACUGAUUAAAUCCAAACCUUCUUCUUCUUCUUUCUUUUUGUUCAUUCUUUAACUCUGUUUUGUAAGAGUUCUGAUUUGGGUGGUCGAUGACCCCAGUUCUGUAAUUAUUAGUUAACAGCGACUAUAUAUAUAUAUG
Messenger RNA from Argentina anserina (silverweed cinquefoil), 619 nucleotides. RefSeq lists its product as uncharacterized. The coding region runs from base 144 to 479 and encodes 111 amino acids. The record is from RefSeq and is a predicted model, not a curated record. NCBI's taxonomy places the organism in Eukaryota, Viridiplantae, Streptophyta, Magnoliopsida, Rosales, Rosaceae. The transcript has a single exon.